Molecule: messenger RNA, 1177 nt
Organism: Drosophila grimshawi
Lineage: Eukaryota; Metazoa; Arthropoda; Insecta; Diptera; Drosophilidae
Gene: TFAM
Product: transcription factor A, mitochondrial
Exons: 2
Coding region: 124-975 (283 amino acids)
Source: RefSeq, a predicted model, not a curated record
UAGCAAAAGCCGCAUUUUUUACGUAAACUAAUACAGUUUGUCAAAUCAACAAGUUUUUAUAUGUGAAAACUGUGAAAGGAGGUAGAAUUGAAGGCUUUUAACAAACUUGCAAACAAACGGAAUAUGUUUUACACAAUGACGCUGCUCACUCGGGGCUCCAUCAUCGGUUCGCUAAUUAGCAAAGUCAGGCAAGUUGUAGCCAAAAAUAAAGACACUUCUUCCGCACCGACAAAUCAAAUUAAAUCAAACAAUUUUACACCUACGCCCAGACCAUUGGGUGCUGCUGGCAUUAGCAACAGUUCGGUGCUGCAGGCGCGGACGCCAGAGGAACAGAUUGGGCUACCGCCACGACCAAAGAAGCCGCUGACGCCAUAUUUUCGCUUCAUGCGCGAAAUGCGCCCGAAGUUGAUUGCCAAAGACCCAAAGAUAAGCACCAUUGAGGUUGUGCGGCAAUUGUCGAAGAACUGGGUGAGUGUGGAUCCCAAGAUGAAGGAGCGCCUGCAGUCCGAGUACAAAAUAGAUCAGGAGAUUUACCUGGAUCAGCGCACCAAAUACGAUGCAAAGCUGACCGACGAGCAGCGCGCCGAGAUCAAACAGAUGAAACAGGACAUUAGCGAUGCCAAAGAACGCAAACAGCUCCGCAAACGUGUGAAGGAGCUGGGACGCCCUAAGAAGCCGGCAUCCGCCUUUCUGCGAUUUGUGGCCAGCGAGCGAACAAAUACGCCGCAAACACCACAACAAACAUAUCGCGAAUGGCAUCAGAAAGCCACGGCCAAAUGGACGCGCCUCUCCGACGAUGAGAAGGCCGUCUACUUGCGGGAAUCUCGCAAGGAACUCGAUCAUUACAAAGCCGCAAUUUCUAUUUGGGAGGAAAAAAUGAUACGACUGGGCCACAUCGAUGUGGUGCGCCAUGGCAACCUCAUCGAUCCGCCAGAGCCUAAGGCACGGAAGUCUCAAGUUCCAAAAGCCAAAUAAUCUGAAGAACAACACGUCAUCUAUCAUCAUAUGAUUUUUUCAUAAAAACAAUACUGUUUUUAAAUUUGAAAUUGUUAAAUUCUUAAUUCGUCCUCAUCAGUAUGAAAUAAGUUGGUCCUUUCAGUUCUUAUUAUUAUUUUUGAAUAAUGUAAAUAGCUUCAGCAUCAUGUAUUAAAUAAUUAAAAUGUUAAUUAAGAAAAAA